This is a messenger RNA of Phalaenopsis equestris, 602 nucleotides long. Its product is annotated as coiled-coil domain-containing protein 124. The record is from RefSeq and is a predicted model, not a curated record. Gene Ontology annotation, molecular function: transcription coactivator activity. NCBI's taxonomy places the organism in Eukaryota, Viridiplantae, Streptophyta, Magnoliopsida, Asparagales, Orchidaceae. Gene Ontology annotation, biological process: transcription by RNA polymerase II. Gene Ontology annotation, cellular component: nucleus.
GCGCUGAGAAUCGCAAGAUCGCAGAACAGGAGCUCCUCGAUCUAGAGAAAGCCAGUCGCAAGCCCGACCCUAAGGCGAACCGCGUCGCUGUCCCCGUACCGAAGGUAACUGAGGCCGAAUUAUCUCGUCGUCGAGAGGAGGAGAGCCUCCGUCUUCAACGUGCGGCCGAGGCUGCUAAGAAACGCCAGAGCCGGACUGCGGACGAGGAAGAGUAUGAGCGGAUGGUGCUUGUGAGCAACACCAACAGGGACGAUUCAGUCAUCGAGGCGCACUCCGUGGAGGAAGCGAUUGCGAAGAUGGCCGUCGCCGAUGCAACGCUUCCGCCCGAUCGUCAUCCAGAAAGGCGACUCAAGGCUUCGUUUAAGGCAUUUGAAGAAGCAGAGCUUGCUAUUCUGAAGGAAGAGAAACCAGGGUUGACCCUGACACAGUACAGGGACAUGGUGUGGAAACUAUGGAAGAAGUCCCCUGACAAUCCUCUUAAUCAACAGGCUUCUGAGUAAUGGUCGGGCUGCUGCAAAUGUACGUUCAAGGCAAGUUUUACUUCUUAAAUUGUCUGAUAAUUUUGAGGGAUAAUUACAUACAUAGCAUCCAAAAUAUUGCUA